Engraulis encrasicolus (European anchovy) is the source of this 1056-nucleotide messenger RNA. RefSeq names its product GTPase IMAP family member 9-like. The record is from RefSeq and is a predicted model, not a curated record. NCBI's taxonomy places the organism in Eukaryota, Metazoa, Chordata, Actinopteri, Clupeiformes, Engraulidae. The coding region runs from base 1 to 1056 and encodes 351 amino acids. Gene Ontology annotation, molecular function: GTP binding. The transcript has 2 exons.
AUGACGGGAGACGACUGGGGGGAGAGGAGGACGCAGCGAGAGCGGGAGAGAGAAAGUUCGGAGGUGGAGGGACGACCACGACCCCGAAGCAGGAGACGUGAUGCCCGGGAACAUGAGGACGAAGACCAGCUCAGGAUUGUGUUGGUUGGGAAGACUGGAGUUGGAAAGAGUGCCUCAGGAAACACCAUCUUGGGGAGAACACAAGUUUUUUAUUCUACCGUUGAUCCCACUGGGGUAACAAAAGUGUCUCUGAAGGAAAGAGCAUAUUUUGAUGAGCACACUCUGGACGUAGUUGAUACUCCAGGACUCUUUGAUCCAAACAAAAACAAUAAGGAGUUGGUGGAAGUGAUCGCUACAUGCAUUGGUUUGGCUGCUCCUGGUCCUCAUGUCUUCCUCGUUGUACUCACUCCAGGCAGGUUCACUGAUGAAGAGCAACAAAGUGUGAAAAUCAUUCAGAAGAUGUUUGGAGAGGAGUCAUCACGUUACAGCAUGGUCCUGUUCACUCAUGGAGAUAACCUUGAGGCAGAUCGGGUUUGCAUAGAGCAAUUCAUUGCUAAAAGUCCUAAUCUCCGCGCCUUCAUCAAUGAAUGCGGUGGAGGAUACCAUGUCUUCAACAACAGAGUCAAUGAUCCAUCUCAGGUCAGAGAGCUGCUGAAGAAGAUCAACACAAUGGUGCAGAAGAAUGGAGGAAGCUACUACACCAAUGAGAUGCUUCAGAAAGCCGAGGCAGCCAUAUGGGACGAAAAAGAGAAGUUAAUGAGUGAAGACCCAAACGUGUCACCAGAGGAAGCAAGAAAGCGUGCAGAACAUGCUUUCAUUAAGGGGGCUCUUGCAACUGCUGCAGCUAUGUUUGGAGCCGCUGUAGGAGCUGGUGUUGAGAUGAAAGUGGGUGUAGUUGUUGGUGGAUUAGUGGCAGGACCAGUAGGGGCAGCAGUGGGAGCAGUAGCAGGUGUUGUUGUGGCCGCUGCUGUUGUGGCAGUGAAAAGUUUAAAAAAGAAAUCAGAUGAGUUGAAAAAGAAAUCAGAAGAAGUGGCAAAUUUAAUUAGUGGGACAUAA